Messenger RNA from Ipomoea triloba (trilobed morning glory), 933 nucleotides. RefSeq lists its product as uncharacterized. The record is from RefSeq and is a predicted model, not a curated record. Lineage: Eukaryota; Viridiplantae; Streptophyta; Magnoliopsida; Solanales; Convolvulaceae. The coding region runs from base 1 to 933 and encodes 310 amino acids. The transcript is spliced from 3 exons.
AUGUGGCUAAAAGAGGACAAAUGUCGUGAGAUCGUGACUCAUAGUUGGGACUGCACAGUUGGACUGGAUGUGUUAGCCAGGAUAGAGCGUUGUGGGCGUGACAUAUGGCGUUGGGGGAAAGACAAUAAUCGCAAUUUUCAAAGGAAAAUUGACAGUUGUAAACGUAAGAUGGAUUUGCUGAGACCGCGCCGUGACAAAGAUGGUAUGCUGCAAUAUGGUCAUACUGAAAAGGAACUUCUUAAACUUUUGGAGCAGCAACAUCUCUUUUGGAAGCAAAGGGCGAAGGAGCACUGGUAUAAAGGUGCUGAUCUUAACAGUAAGUUCUUUCAUAAUUCGGUUAAGUCACGGAAACGAAGCAACAAGAUUCAUAAGCUUAAAAAUGCCGAUGGGACUUGGGUUGAGAAUGAAGACUCGAUUGGACAGAUUAUGGUAGAUUACUUCCAGACAUUAUUUAUAGCCGAUCAAGGGAAUAUGGAUGCUGUGCUAGCAAAUAUUUUGACGAAAAUAACUCCUCUGGAUAAUCUAAAAUUAAUUCAGCCUGUUAGUACUAAAGAGGUUAGAGCAGCUGUAUUCCAAAUGCACCCAGACAAGUCCCCUGGGCCCAAUGUUACUACGUUUUGUCGUGCUUUUAUUGAGACUCGUGCCUUACCACCAAGGGCUAAUGACACCUAUAUAGUGCUUAUUCCAAAAAAAUUGCACAAAGUGCUUUUUGUGCCGGGGCACCUUAUAACUUAUAAUGUCAUGCUAGCAUACGAGGUCCACCACUAUUUGCGACGAAAAACCCAAGGCAAAGAGGGAGUUGUGGCAUUGAAGGUGGAUAUGAGUAAGGCUUAUGACCUGGUUGAGUGGGGUUUUCUUGAAGCUGUAAUGGUUAAAAUGGGGUUUGACAGCAAAUGGAUCGACAUUCUCAUGGAAACAGUGCGAUCGGUGUAG